CUUUAAGUGGAGUCUCACAAACAAGUAACAAAACUUUAACAGAGAAUGCACUCUGCUCUUUUUGGUUCAAUUCUCAUCGCUCCCGAACCUCAAACUUGUUCGGCGAAAGCUGCCGGUACUUCUCAAACUGCUCUUCAUUCCUCUCAAGCAAGCUGUAGAUCAUUCCUCUACAAAAAUAAGGCCGGAAGUCUUUGGGAUCCUCCUUGACCAACUCAUUGUAGCUACGCAACGCAUCCUCCACAUUCUUCUGCAGGAACUGUAUCUGCCCCAUUAUCAGCUUCACAUCCCUGGCCUCCUCCUCCGCCACCUGAUCACGGCGUGGCCCUCGCCGGAGCGGUCCAUCAGCAGAGCAUUCUCGAACAACAGUGGAUUCGACUCGAGAAUUUCCUCAAACCCCUGGCGUGCUCGCCGCUCUCGAGCUUCUGCUGCAGAAGCGACUUGAGGGCGUCGGAGUUGGAGCCGUGGAAAUCGGACAACGGAGAGGACGCCAACUCCGACCUGGGCGAGGGAACCACGUGUUUUUUCUUCUUUAUUCCAAGGAAGAAGACCUUUUGAAGUCAAAUGCGUAAGUGGAGAGAGCUGAGAGUACGGACCAGCCAAUUGAUGAGAAAAACUUCGCCUCUAAGUAGAAAGUACAGGCCUUUAAUGUCACUGUCUUCUUUCUUUUAAAACGUUUUGGAAUCACUUGUGCUUUGAUCAAAGCUCUAAUAUUCCAAGAACGUUUUGGUUUUGGAAUCACUUGUACUAUGGCAUUGCAGGCAAUGAUCAUCCUAUUAUAGAUUCCUAGACAUCUCUCUCUUCUCUGUGCAAAGCUCUCAUCUUUUGCAAAAUCUGAGAAGUGGGUUUUCUGUGAAACGGUUCGUAAUCAUAGGCGGCUCUGUGUUGAAGAAGGCAGAGAAGAAAAGCAAGAGUCUUUGGUGGAGAUGAUGGAGGUUUCAGUUUCAGGCAAGAAAAAGAUCAAGCCUGACCCUUUCACUGAUAUUGUGUUUUCUUGGUCCCUGGAGGACAUUUUCAAUGAGGAUCUUUACAAAGACAAGGUGAAAAAGAUUCCUGAAUCAUUUCAAUCGGCUCAGCAUUACUUUCGGUCUUAUGUAUAUCCUUUACUGGAAGAAACCCGAGCAGAAUUGCAUUCAAAUAUGAAAACUCUUAAUAGAGCACCGUUUGCUCAAGUAGUGGGUUUUGAAGAAGCCAAGCCAUAUGGAACCUAUGAUGUCAAGGUUGAUUACUGGCAUAACAGGUUCAUUGAUAGUGGCAAGGAGCCAUAUAAAACUUUGCCCGGUGAUCUUUUUGUUUUAGCUGAUGCUAAACCUGAAACUGUUUCCGAUUUACAAAGAGUAGGGAGGUCAUGGGCUUUUGCAUCGGCCACUAAUUAUGUCCCAGAAAGUGAGAAUGAAGAUGACAGUACCUCUCUUUAUUUCAAAGUCAAGGCAUCAAAAGAGUUUGAAGUCGAAAAUAGCAGGACAUCACUUUUUAUAGUUUUCUUGGGGAGUUUAAUCCGUGAUGGAAGAAUUUGGAAAGCGUUGCACAUGUCCAGAAAUCUGAAGAUUAUCAACGAAGUUCUAUGCACUGAUUCUAUGGUUCAGAAAGGUUUCUGCUCUGAAAAGAAUAAUGACAUCUGGAAUCAGAGUAUAGUUGAGAGUUUAUCAUCUGGAUUGAAUGAAUCCCAAACUGGGGCAGUGUUGGCCUGCCUUGAAAUGCUGCAUUCUGGUGAAAAGUCUGCCGUGCAACUUAUCUGGGGUCCUCCUGGUACUGGAAAAACAAAAACCACAGUUACUCUGCUUUCAACCCUGCUACAGAUGAAUUGUAGGACUCUUAUUUGUGCUCCAACAAAUGUUGCAAUAACUGGAGUUGCUUCUCGUCUUGUGAAGAUGGUGAGUAAAGCAGAGCCAAAUGAUUUGUUUUGUUCUUUAGGAGAAAUUCUUCUGUUUGGGAAUAAGGAGCGACUCAAAAUUGGUGCAGACAUUGAAGAAAUUUAUAUGGAUUGCCGUGUCAAAAGGCUUGUAGAUUGUUUGAGGCCAACGACUGGUUGGAGGCAUUGCUUUGCUUCCAUGAUAGGUUUACUUGAGGAUUGUGUUUCUGAUUACCAUAUUGAAAAUGAGUUCACAAAAGAGGCAGAACUAAAGAAUGUCAGUGAAACAAAAGAUAAAGAAUGCAGAACAGGUGGUCAAGUUAAAAAGGAGAAAUGCAAAACAUUUGUUCAAUUUUUGAGAGAUAGAUUUGGGUCUACUGCACCGCCGUUAAGAUAUUGCAUUUCUGUGUUCUGUACUCAUAUAGGGAAAAAUUAUAUUUCGGUAGACAAUUUCCAAGCCUUGAUUUCGCUUAGCCGGUUAGUUGAUUCCUUUGAGUUACUGUUGUCUCAAGAUAAUGUUGAUUCUGAAGCUUUGGAAGAACUCUUUUCUCAUUCGGAUGUUGAAGAUGUGUUCGAGUCAUUUGUAGGUAACUCCUUUGAUCUUUGUAUGAUGAGAAGGGAUUGCCUUUCAGCUUUACACACUCUACGGGAUUCUCUUAGUCAACUUAAACUUCCAAAUAUUAGGAAUGAGGAAUCUAUACAGAAGUUCUGUUUUCAAAGAGCAUCUCUAAUAUUUUGCACUGCAUCUAGUUCGUAUAAGCUGCAUAGAGUGGCAAUGGAACCACUAAGCAUUGUUGUUAUUGACGAGGCUGCACAGCUAAAAGAGUGUGAGUCCACAAUACCUCUGCAACUUCCAGGUGUGAAGCAUGCUGUUCUUGUUGGUGAUGAAUGUCAGUUACCAGCUACGGUAAUAAGCAAGGUUUCUGAUGAAGCUGGUUUUGCAAGAAGCUUGUUUGAGAGGUUGAGCUUAAUGGGUCAUUCAAAACAUAUUUUAAAUAUGCAAUACAGAAUGCAUCCAUCAAUAAGUUUAUUCCCAAAUUCAAAUUUCUAUAAAGACUUGAUCCAGGAUGCUCCAAAUGUAAAACGAAGAAGCUAUGAGAAGCACUAUCUUCCAGGAGCAAUGUUUGGUCCUUAUUCUUUUAUAAAUGUGAUUGAUGGAAGAGAGGAAAAAGAAGAGGACGGACCCAGUCGGAAAAAUAUAGUGGAGGUUGCUAUUGUUUCAAAAAUACUGCGGAAUCUGUAUAAAGGCAUGUCUAGCAGGAGAUUCUUCUUCAUAUUCUCAUCUCAGUAUUUUAAUCAUUGGGAUUUCCAAAUUGAUGCUUUUGGUUUAAAAUUUACAUUACCUUAUUCACUAAAGAAUACUGACUUGAACUGCAACAAAUGUAUUGUUUCUUCUUCCUGCACGAGUGGUACCACUUAACUGGCAUCGUAUGGCUGAUUCAUUUUUGUUUAAAUCUGUUUGCAAUUUGAUUCAGCACUUCUCAUGUAAGUCUCCAUUGGUUUAAUUUUGACCCAAGAAGUAUGUUUUUAGGGUU
Molecule: messenger RNA, 3384 nt
Organism: Rosa rugosa (rugosa rose)
Lineage: Eukaryota; Viridiplantae; Streptophyta; Magnoliopsida; Rosales; Rosaceae
Exons: 4
Coding region: 924-3269 (781 amino acids)
Molecular function (GO): helicase activity
Source: RefSeq, a predicted model, not a curated record